This is a messenger RNA of Trifolium pratense (red clover), 1109 nucleotides long. RefSeq names its product heavy metal-associated isoprenylated plant protein 9-like. Gene Ontology annotation, molecular function: metal ion binding. Lineage: Eukaryota; Viridiplantae; Streptophyta; Magnoliopsida; Fabales; Fabaceae. The coding region runs from base 242 to 1057 and encodes 271 amino acids. The record is from RefSeq and is a predicted model, not a curated record. The transcript has 4 exons.
UCUACCAUCAAAUCAAACUUUCAAGUUUGAAAAGAAUUCCAUAUUAAACUAAGAGGUUCUAAUAUAGGAACAUUACAUGUGCUGUGGAAUAACAAUUUAGCUUUAUAUACUAAUCAUUCACCUAUAAAACUCCUACACUUUCCUUAUCACAUAACUGCCUUCUCUACAUACUUGUUAACUCUCAUCAUAUUAAGCCAUAUUAUAUACUAAUUUGAUUUCUUGUUCUCUAUUCUUAUAGAAAAUGGGUGAGGAGGUAAAACAGGAAACACCAAAGGAGGCAGAGUCGAAGCCAGAGGAAACUCCGGUAGAGGAGAAGAAAGAGCCUAAGCCACCAUCUCCAUGUGUAUUAUUUGUAGACUUGCAUUGUGUGGGAUGUGCAAAGAAAAUUGAGAAAUACAUUAUCAAAUUUAGAGGAGUUGAGGGAGUAGUGAUUGAUAUGGCUAAAAAUGAAGUGAUCAUAAAGGGAAUAGUGGAGCCUCAAGCAAUCUGCAAUAUUAUAACAAAGAAAACAAAGAGAAUGGCUAAAAUUAUAUCUCCAUUGCCUGAAGUAGAAGGAGAAUCUAUACCAGAAGUUGUUACUUCUCAGGUUAGUGAACCAGUUACUGUGGAACUUAAUGUGACCAUGCACUGUGAGGCUUGUGCUGAGCAGCUUAAAGGGAAGAUACUCAAAAUGAGAGGAGUCCAAACAGUAGUGACAGAACUUAGCACAGGGAAGGUUAUUGUGACAGGGACCAUGGAUGCAAACAAUUUAGUAGAUUAUGUCUACAGAAGAACCAAAAAGCAAGCCAAAAUAGUUCCACAGCCAGAACCAGAACCUGAACCAGAAAAUAAAGGAGAAAAACCAGAAGAGGCUAAACCAAAAGAAAAGAAAGAAGAAGAAGAAGAAGAAGAUAAUAAAGAUGAGAAUGAAUUUGAUGAUGAGGAAUUAGGUAUGAUGAAGAGGAUGAUGUACUAUAACUAUUACCAACCACUCUAUAUAGUUGAACAUGAACGAAUGCCACCACCACCACCUCAACUCUUCAGUGAUGAAAAUCCCAAUGCAUGUUGCAUUUCAUAAAAUUCAUCACAUGAUAUCAAAUUCUAGUUACUUAUUAUUAUUUUAUAAUUUA